This is a messenger RNA of Branchiostoma belcheri (Belcher's lancelet), 2719 nucleotides long. RefSeq lists its product as uncharacterized. Gene Ontology annotation, cellular component: membrane. NCBI's taxonomy places the organism in Eukaryota, Metazoa, Chordata, Leptocardii, Amphioxiformes, Branchiostomatidae. The record is from RefSeq and is a predicted model, not a curated record. Bases 41 to 1798 code for a protein of 585 amino acids. The transcript has 13 exons.
UCAGCGAGAAGCCAUUCAAAACCCAAGCAGUCAACCCAAUAUGGCGUACGAAGGAAAAUCUGAGAGAACAAGAUUGGUCAAAAAGGAUCCUGACGACCCUGGUCUGCAAGCUGUUUUCCAGACUGCACCACAGACUCAGCAGAACACAGACCGGACUGGAAAGUUCUCCUCCACCUUCGGACUCAUCAUAAGCAGCCUGGGGACAGCUGUAGGGACUGGCAACCUCUGGCGCUUCCCGAGGAUUCUAGCCAAUAAUAGUGGAGAUCAAGGAUGUCUGCAUUUUCUGCUGGUCUGGUUGAUGUUUCUGUUCCUAUGGUCCAUUCAAAUUAUCAUUAUGGAGUACGCCAUUGGUCGAUUCACCAAGAGGGCUCCACCAAUGGCCUUCCACGACCUUCUGGGAGUAAAGUCCACAUGGCUUGGAGGGUGGAUAAGCAUAGUUGUCUUUUUCACAAAUUGCUACUACGGAGUCAUCGUCGGAUGGGCUGUGUACUACAUGUACUACUGCAUCUUUCACCCCUUACCAACAACAUUUGAUGAGAGUAGCGAGAUAUGGAAAGCUUUCUCUGAGGAAAGCAGCUGGCCAGUGUUGCUACACUUCAUAGUCACUGUGGGAUGUGUCAUUGUGAUGUGGAAAGGAGUAGACACCAUCGAACCUGCUAUGAAAAUUUUGAUGCCUGGACUCUUCAUUCUGGUCAUCACAGCGUUUAUCUGGGCUCUAACUCAACACAAUGCCGGAUCUGCCCUUGCCUACAUUUUUACACCAGACUGGAAACUGUUAGGUACGCCAAGAGUAUGGAUUGAUGCCCUGUCUCAGAACGCUUGGGAUACAUCGGCAGCAUCUGGUGUUUUCCUAGUGUACGGAGCAAGUAUGACCAAAAGCAUGGGACCUGUGAAGACAGGCAUUCUCAUCCCAACACUCAACAACAUUGUAAGUCUAAUGGCUGGGAUGAUGAUCUUCUCUACUGUAUUUUCUACGUGGACUAAAGUCAGUCCAGGAGGCGACAAAGAUGACCUGAUGAAACUUCUGAAGACAAACGGCCCUGCCAACACUGGACUCACCUUCAUCUGGAUGCCGAUCCUGUUCUCCACCAUGACGGGUGGCCGUGUGAUGGCGUCACUGUUCUUCCUGAUGGUGGUGGUGGCAGGCUUCAGUAGCUACGUCACAGUGAUGAACAGUACUGCACAGGUGCUGGUCGACUGGGGAGUGAGACGAGAUGUGUCCUCUGUUGUGAUUGGUUUGAUGACGUUCCUCCUGGGCGUACCCAGUGCUCUCUACAUACACUUUCUUGCAAACCAGGAUUUUAUAUGGGGCUCUGCUCUCAUCCUCUCUGGGCUGGCUUUCACCUACCUGUUCUGGAAGUAUGGAUCACUCAGCUUUCGUCUCAACUUGCUGAAUGAGUCCGGAGAUGGCUCUGACUGGAAGCUACCCAAAAUUUGGGAAUGGCUAGUAAAAUAUGUAUUACCAGUUGAGGGUCUUGCAUUACUGGUGUGGUGGAUCGUGAGUACUGUACAGAAUGAGAAAACACCCUGGUACGAGCUGGGAGUCCAUUCUCUGAUGACAGCAAUCCUGGGGUGGUCCGUCGCAGCGUUGUUCCUAGUGGGACUGAACGUGCUGUUUGUCCGGUGCCGAGGACGGAUGUCCCGCUGUUGGUCUUCACUUAUCGACAAACAGGACGACAUCCCUGUCUGCUGCUGCUGUCACAAAGAGGACAAAGAAUACAGAGAUAAUUUCAUCGUCAUGACAGACAGGGCUGGAGUUGGACCAGUUCAAGACUACACGUACAGCACAGUCAACUAAAGGCAAACUUCUGGCUAACUGUAUAGGGCUUUUUCAAUCGCAUUUAGCCAGCAAUAACUUAAAGCUAUUGUGUCGUAAGUUUAAACUGUAAUUUCCUACACAAAAAUUGGAAAAAUUGGACGAAAUUUUCGACUGUACAACUCCAGUCUUUGUCGAUGAAUGAACAAUGUGUCGCUUUUAUGGCGUCACUUUAUGCUCAUUCCUUGACAAAGACUCAGAUGCAUAGUAGAAAAUUUAGGUAAGUCCAAUUUCUUGAGUUGGAAAUUAUUGUUUAAAAUUUCGGCAUAAUGACGUCCAUCUACCAACACAAAAGAACUACUAGUAUCAAGAUAGCUCGGUGCUAUGUGUUGAGUAUAGGUGUUGAAUACUGCAAUGUUCAGUAUUUAUAGUUCUUACUGUAUUUAAAGUCUUGCUGAUAUUUUUCAUUCUAUUUCAUUGUUAUUUUCUCCCAGCCUAUGGGGAGUUCAUUUUGACCCUAAACAAACAAAAACCUCUGCACAUGGAGGUAAGAAAAUGUAUUGCUGUGAACAACUUUGCUACCUCAUGAGAUCUUUGUUAACAAUGCCAAUGCCAAAUAAGCAUUGGGAUUAAAGUACUUAAUAAAUCUUUGAUAUGUAUUGAGAUGAUGACAUUACACAACAGUAACUUUAUUUUUUUAGUUAAUUAAAGGUGUUGGGGUGCAGAAUGGUUUAGAAGAGUAAAACAAACUUAAAAGUAGUGUGUACCUUUUUAUGGUUAACUUGAAACGGAUAAUUGAUGCUCAGGUCAAAUAUGUAACUAUAAAAAAUAUCGUUAGUAAUUGUGAAUGUCAUGAUUUCCCCUGUUUAAGGUUAUACUGAUCAAGUGCAGAAAGUUUAAGAAGAGUAAAACAAACUGGAAAGGUGUGUACCUUUUUAUGGUUCACUUGAAACUGAUAAUUGA